Messenger RNA from Zygosaccharomyces rouxii, 885 nucleotides. It is a transcript of the gene SEC13, whose product is annotated as GTPase-activating protein SEC13. The record is from RefSeq and is a predicted model, not a curated record. NCBI's taxonomy places the organism in Eukaryota, Fungi, Ascomycota, Saccharomycetes, Saccharomycetales, Saccharomycetaceae. The transcript has a single exon. Gene Ontology annotation, cellular component: nuclear pore outer ring; COPII vesicle coat. Bases 1 to 885 code for a protein of 294 amino acids. Gene Ontology annotation, molecular function: structural molecule activity; protein binding. Gene Ontology annotation, biological process: protein import into nucleus; COPII-coated vesicle budding; positive regulation of TOR signaling.
AUGCCUACUAUAGCGAAUGCCCAUAACGAUUUGAUUCACGAUGCUGUGUUAGAUUACUACGGUAGAAGAUUGGCUACGUGUUCAUCUGACAAGACUAUAAAGAUCUUUGAAGUAGAAGGCGAAACCCACAAAUUGGUUGAAACAUUAAGCGGACAUGAGGGUCCUGUUUGGCGUGUUGCCUGGGCACAUCCAAAAUUUGGUACAAUUUUAGCAUCAUGCUCCUAUGAUGGUAAAGUUUUGAUUUGGAAGGAAGAGAAUGGAAGCUGGGAUCAAAUUGCAGUUCAUGCUGUGCAUUCUGCAUCUGUCAAUUCUGUACAAUGGGCACCUCAUGAAUAUGGUGCCUUACUGUUGGCAGCAUCCUCGGAUGGUAAGGUUUCAGUGGUAGAAUUUAAGGAAAAUGGUACAACUUCCCCUGUAGUUAUUGAUGCACAUGCUAUUGGUGUAAACGCUGCUAGCUGGGCACCUGCUACGGUACAAGGAGAUGGAAACUCUCAACAAUUGCGUCGAUUUGUCACCGGUGGCGCUGAUAACUUGGUCAAGAUUUGGAAGUUUAACAACGAUUCACAAACUUAUGUCUUGGAAGAUACUUUAGAGGGUCAUAGCGAUUGGGUUAGAGACGUUGCAUGGUCACCAUCCAUCCUAUUGCGUUCAUACAUUGCCACGGUAUCACAAGAUCGCACUUGCAUUAUUUGGUCUCAAGAAAAUAAUCAAGGUCCAUGGAAGAAAACACUUUUGCAAAACGAAAGAUUCCCUGAUGUUUUAUGGAGAGCUAGUUGGUCUUUAUCAGGUAACAUUUUGGCCCUUUCAGGAGGUGAUAAUAAAGUAACACUUUGGAAAGAAGAUCUCGAGGGUAAAUGGGAACCUGCUGGUGAAGUACAACAGUAA